This is a messenger RNA of Prunus armeniaca (apricot), 903 nucleotides long. The record is from the annotation of a GenBank genome assembly. NCBI's taxonomy places the organism in Eukaryota, Viridiplantae, Streptophyta, Magnoliopsida, Rosales, Rosaceae.
AUGAAGGCCUCUAGUCCCGUAGUCAUGGCCACAGAAGAAAUAGUAUUGGAAGAAGAAGAAGAAGAGAAGGAAAGAAUGGUUACGUUGGGAUCCUACAAAGGGAUGGUUAGGCUGCUGAGGGUGAAAGCAGAACAAGAGGAGGAGGAAGAAGAAGAAGAAGAAGAAUUGGACUCAUUUGCUGCUACCGCAGCUUCAGAGGAGAUAAUGCUGCUGUGGGGAAUGCAACAGCCAACUCUCUCCAAACCAAACGCAUUCGUUUCUCAGUCUUCUCUUCAACUGAAACUCGAUGUCUGUGGUCACUCACUCUCCAUUUUCCAGUCCCCUUCUUCUUUGAGCACACCUGGAGUAACUGGUGCUGUCAUGUGGGACAGUGGAGUUAUAUUGGGGAAGUUUCUAGAGCAUGCUUCAGACUCAGAGUUGCUACUUCUUCAAGGCAAGAAAGUUGUUGAAUUGGGCUCUGGCUGUGGAUUAGUCGGCUGCAUUGCAGCUCUUCUAGGUGGUCAAGUUGUCCUCACAGAUCUUCCUGAUAGACUCAGACUACUGAGAAAGAAUAUUGAAGUCAAUCUGAGACAUGAAGAUAUGCGAGGUUCAGCAAAAGUGAUGGAAUUCAUAUGGGGAGAUGAUCCUGACCUGGAACUGACAGAACCUCCACCUGAUGUUGUGCUAGGUUCUGAUGUAAUCUAUAGUGAGGGAGCAGUUUUGGAUUUGCUGUCUACGCUGCGGCAACUCUGUGGAGGUGAAACAACAAUCUUUUUGGCUGGGGAACUUCGAAAUGAUGCUGUCCUUGAAUACUUCUUAGAGUGCGCAAUGAAGGAUUUUGUAAUUGGGCGUUUGGACCAAAGACAAUGGCAUCCAGACUAUUGCAGCAGUCGUGUUGUUUUGUAUGUUCUCGUCAAGAAGUGA